Molecule: messenger RNA, 2982 nt
Organism: Gossypium raimondii (Peruvian cotton)
Lineage: Eukaryota; Viridiplantae; Streptophyta; Magnoliopsida; Malvales; Malvaceae
Product: protein EARLY FLOWERING 3
Exons: 4
Coding region: 568-2685 (705 amino acids)
Biological process (GO): regulation of photoperiodism, flowering
Source: RefSeq, a predicted model, not a curated record
AAAUUUCAAAUGGAUAAGAAAUGUUGGAGGCCAACAAUGGCAGAGAGUAAAAUAUUGGAAAUCCACGAGGAAAAAGGAGCACCUACUUCUACUUCCAUCCAAAAAUGGGCCCAUAAUCUAAACGCUUUUCCCCUUCUCUCACACCAACCAUGGUUUGCUCUUCCUCUUCUUCAUACAAAUCCCUGACCUUACUCUUCAAUUUCCUUCUCCUAUCUCACCCUUUGCAUUGAAUCUAUCUUCUCUUUAUCAACUUUACCAUUUUUAGUUUUUCAAGAUCCAAACUAUUCCCCUUUUCCCCCUUUUCUUCGUUUGAGUUGCAAUUCACCAUUUCCCAUCUGGGUAUUCUCUUCGUUAUUGCAAAGACUGUUCAAUCCGAGUCGAAGGUGCAUUUGGAGUCUGGGUAUCGACCAAAUUAAGCUAUUUCUUUAUGGGUUUGUUAAAAUUUGAGCUUUUAGUGGUGGGUUUUAAUUUUGGUGAUGUGGUUCAUUAGGUAUCUUCGUGAAUUUUAUGUAAAAUUGUGUUGUUAUUAUUAUUUUGGUUGAAACUUUGACAUAGAAAACAAAAUAAAUGAAGAGAGGAAAAGAUGAUGAGAAGAAUAUGGAGCCUAUGUUCCCUAGGCUUCAUGUUAAUGAUACAGAGAAAGGAGGGCCGAGGGCUCCUCCAAGGAAUAAGAUGGCCCUUUAUGAACAGCUAAGUAUUCCCUCACAGAGGUUUAACCCUGGCCUCUUGCCUCAUAACACAAGUAAUUCAGGCAGUUUGGUUCCUCCUACUUCCACAAGCCAGGGAAGUAGCCUUCAAAAUAUGCUUUUUCCAUCUCAUGUAUCGCAUUUGACAUCUACUAAUCAGGCUGAGAAGAUUCAUACAGGCCAGCAUGGAGGAGCAAGUGUAAAUGCUCCUAUGGCACGCCUUGAACCGAGAAAGAAAGUUAGAGAUGAAGAUGAUUUCUUGGUUCCUGUUUUUGUUAAUUCAGAGACAGGUCUACAACAUAGCAAAAAUAAGGAAGGGUUUGAUGGGGGAAAAGCCCGUAAUGUUCAUGAUAAUGAUCCAAAUCGGUGUAGCUCUUCUGGUGUCGGUUCAAGAAAGGAGGUAAGAGAUCAGAGUGAAGGGAGCUUGCAAGCAUGCUCAAGUAGGGAGCGUUCAAUAAAAACUGCUGGAGGUUCAUCAACUAGAGAAAACAUUGAUGGAUGUGCCAAAGAGUUCAAUGUGUCCCCUGAUCAAGGUUGUGGAGAGAUUCCAGCAUCUAGAUUAAGUGGAUCGCAUGAAAAUGAUGCUUGCUUGGUAGAAAAGUUGAGAGCUGGCAGACAACCGGUUGAUAAUGGAUGUACUGAUGAUGAUGUUGCCUUGGUGAAAGUGAUUGGUGACGGAACUCUUUCUCGGAAGAGAAGCCUGUCUAAUUCAGAGAGGAAUCACAGUGUUCCUGAUGAAACUAGUAAUGACAGUGAAUGCCAUGAAGACAGGACUUAUGGCUCACUGCAGUGGGCAAAUGUAGAUAAAAGCGAUGAUGUCUCUGAGACUUCUGUGGUGGAUACUGCAUCAGGCUUGGAAAUCUCUCCUGAUGACGUGGUGGGAAUAAUAGGUCAGAAGCGUUUCUGGAAAGCAAGAAGAGCGAUUGCUAAUCAACAAAGAGUAUUUGCUGUACAAGUGUUUGAGCUACAUAGGCUGAUUAAGGUUCAGAGAUUAAUUGCUGGAUUGCCACAUCUCUUGCUUGAGGAUACUGCAUAUUUGAGCAAACCCUCUUACAAAGACUCUCCUGGGAAGAAGCUUCCACCAGAGUUAAUUGUAAAACCAGUGCCCCAAAAUAAGCUCAAAGAUGAAGCUGAGAAGCUAAGUCAUAAGAUGGAAUGUUCAGCAGAAAAUGCUGUUGGUAGGACAUCCCUCUCUUCUGUGAAAAAUGGUAGUCAGCCUUCAAAUAAUGGGCCUUUCCUCGGAAAUCCACCACCUUCACCAGCUAAUGGUGAUAACAAAAUGAACCCUUGGUGUUUCAAUCAAAUGCUCAGGCACCAGUGGCUGGUCCCUGUCAUGUCCCCCUCUGAAGGGCUGAUAUACAAGCCCUAUCCAGGACCUGGAUUCAUGGGAUCUGCUUGUGGAGGCUGUGGACCUUUUGGACAAAACCCAAUGACUGGAAACUUCAUGACAUCAGCUUACGGAGCUCAAGCUCCUCCUCAUCAAGGACUUGGGGUUCUACCUGGCACUCCUUUAGUCGGUCACUCUUACUUUCCUCAUCAUGGUAUGCCAGUCAUGAACCCAGCAUUCUCAGGUUCUUCCAUGGAACAGAUGAACCAAUUUGCUGGAGCAGGGUCCCAUGCCCAAAGUGGCCAGUUAUCUGGAAAUGGAGCUAACUUUAACAUGCAGCAACAAAGUUCAUCUAAUCUGCCGAGUAAGAAGAAUGUUGCUAUUCCUCCUGUUGUGAAGUUUCAGGCAUCUAAAGACACCGAGCAACAAAGAUGUACAGCAAGCAGUCCAGGUGAGAGAGCAGAGAAAAACAGGACCUGUAAUACUGCUGAAGGAAAAAAUACACCUCUUAUCCUUACAGCUCCGGCCAAUCCACAGGGAGCCUUGAAGCCUAACGAAACUGACCAGAGGACAAGGGUAAUACGGGUUGUGCCUCAUAAUCCAAGAUCAGCCACCGAAUCAGCAGCACGUAUUUUCCAAUCUAUACAAAAAGAGAGAAAGCGACGGGACUAAGAUGAGCUUGUUUUACAUAUCAAACAAACCAUUACCGGUAAAUCAUCUUGGACUCCAUCUACCUAUGUGUGCUGCUUGAACAGUAUUAUCUCUUACUUUUUGGUGUAACAUGUUCUUGCAUAUUUUCUGGUUAUAGUCUAUUCAUAUGUAAAUAUAUGUUGAGAGAUUACAAGUCAAUGUAAUAUAAAUUUUGUUUCAACUUUGCAUUUUAGGCUGAUUCAAGAACCUUGUAUGACAAACAUAAGCUCCUUGAACAUGUUGGUAUGAUUAUAAUAUCUGAUGGCUUCUUUUGAUUGA